AUGGUCGGAGUCCCCGGCCGAUCGAAAGGGUGCAAUACGUGUAUCCAACGCAAAGUCAAGUGCGAUCAAGGGAAACCCACAUGCGGCAAUUGCGCCAAGGCCAAGCGCAUCUGUGGCGGCUACCAACGCAAGACAGGAUGGGUCUUCUCAUCUGAUGUCGAGCUGCCAGUGCGAGAGGCGAAUGCUCUGACAGCAAACGCGAACUCUGUGAUCUGCCACGGAAGGUGGACGAACAAGCAGAGCAAACAAUCAAAAAGCAGACAUGGACAGAGACAAUCCUCUAGUCUGUCGCCGAAAGAAGAGGAACUAGGCACGGGUAUGAGCCACUACACCUUUGUCAUCGACGAUUCUGCAACGCCAUCGCCACUAUCUUCACCCUCACCAAUACAAGCCAUAUCCAACUUGUCGGCUCAGUGGGAGCAGCUCCGCAAUGCCUUUAUUGGCAUGUAUUUACCAGAUACACUUUUCAUCAGUAGUCGGCGUGUCGACGGUGUGACUGGAAAUUGGUUAACAGAGCUAAAGGGCGAGUCUAUUGCCUCCAAAGCUCUGGAAACUGCUGUGGCUGCCUGUGCUAGUGUGCAGGUAGGACAGGACAAAGGCGAUAUGAUGCUAAUCAGCCAGGGACGGGAAAUAUACCAGGCUAGCUUGCAGCAUAUGCGGGCAGCGCUCGCAAAUUCAGAGUUGAGAUCCACCGACGCUACUCUGGCCGCAUGCAUGGCCCUUUCCUUGUAUGAGCUUUUUGCAAACCGAAUGGGCGAUGAUUGUAUGUACGAGGCACACGCUAAAGGUGCAAUGGCUCUGCUGCAAAUGCGAGGGCCAGAUAGCCUUCAAUCGCCGCUUGCACACAGUAUUUUUCUUGGGCUACGACGGCAAAUCGUUCUUAACUGCCUUGUUAAACACGAGGUAAUGUUUAUAAAUAAGGGCGCGUGGACGGCAAAACCAUGGGGCAAAUACAAGAAGAAUUCUGUUGACAGAUGCUUGGAUGCCUUGUAUAUGUUGCCGCCGAUACAAAUAAUGCUUGACGAUGCAAGGCGCGAAACCGAACCAACCAAGAUCCGUCAACUCUGCUUGGAAGUAGUCAGCAACUGCUGGAAAGUUGAUGCUUUUUUACAGCAAUGGUACGAGGAAGUCGAGAAGGCCCACGUCGGUCCAAUGUACUGGCCCGUCUUCUCAUCAACUAGGGGAGACCAUGGAAAACCAAACAUAUUCUCAACAGUGUUUGAGUUUUCGCAUUUCAGCAUAUCCUAUCAGCUCACGACGUAUUGGUCAGGAUUAUACGUGACGCAUGAAGUCCUUAAGAAGGCAAACGAGAUUCUCGCUGGGUUAGAUCCUUUCCAGGCUGACGAAUUCAAUGCUGCCGUUAAACGGAGCGAAGAAACUUGGAUGCGACACAGUCGAUACGUCUGCCAGAGUCAUGAAUUCUUCAUGAAGCGAGAGAACGGCAGGGCAGGCUUAUUGGUUGGAUUGGCCAUGCUCAAAGGGUGCUAUUAUAACUUUAUGGACUAUCCCGAAUUAUGUGCUGAGGAGUUGGCAUGGGUUCGAUUCCGUAUAGAGGAAAACAAUCGGCGACUAAGCAUGCCGCUGUAG
[Torrubiella] hemipterigena is the source of this 1587-nucleotide messenger RNA. The record is from the annotation of a GenBank genome assembly. Lineage: Eukaryota; Fungi; Ascomycota; Sordariomycetes; Hypocreales; Clavicipitaceae.